Molecule: messenger RNA, 579 nt
Organism: Endocarpon pusillum Z07020
Lineage: Eukaryota; Fungi; Ascomycota; Eurotiomycetes; Verrucariales; Verrucariaceae
Exons: 1
Coding region: 1-579 (192 amino acids)
Source: RefSeq, a predicted model, not a curated record
AUGGCAAGAACCAUCAUUAUGGGCCGAGGGAGAGUUCCUUGCAUGACUACUGUUGAGCAGUACACGUGUGGAUGCAUGGGCAACAAGACGAUUGAGGAACGCCAACGAGACUGUCCCAACUGUCAAAAGAUCACCGAUGCGGCGCAACAAGAUGCCUUCUGCCUGCCGCCUGUCACGCAAAUUGACAUUCCGAUCAAAUGCAAAAAGUGCGAGCGUUCCACCGAGGAAGGUAAGGCCAGUCCCGAGAACUCAACCGUCCCUCAACCAGAACAAGACGGCUCAAAGACCGCCGAGGGUAAGUCAGCCGGUGGCAGCGAGAUCCCACAGCAGCAGCAAGCCCCUUGUACUGCACGCUUAACCCGCUUCAUCUGUGGCUGUGAGAAAGGCCCCUCUGUCGAUCGCAAACCGCUUUGUCCAAGAUGUCACCACAUCUCUCGAGCAGCGAGACAAGAUGGAAGCUGUCGUCCGUGGCUCACCGUGUCCCAGGUGCAGCGAAUCUGCGACGUCUGCAUGCUUCAUAUUGAGCAACGUGUUAGUCAGCCGCCACAAUGUCUCACCACCAUCAAAAAACGCCGGUAG